This is a messenger RNA of Vigna umbellata (rice bean), 940 nucleotides long. RefSeq names its product putative GATA transcription factor 22. The record is from RefSeq and is a predicted model, not a curated record. Gene Ontology annotation, biological process: regulation of DNA-templated transcription. Gene Ontology annotation, molecular function: zinc ion binding; sequence-specific DNA binding. NCBI's taxonomy places the organism in Eukaryota, Viridiplantae, Streptophyta, Magnoliopsida, Fabales, Fabaceae.
GGUUCCGAUUUUAGAAUAUUUUACUUGUAUGCAGUUCAUUUUCUCUCUCUUUCCUCCUUCCAUGACUUCUGUUUCUCUGAACCUACCAGCUCCUACUAUACAAGAUCAAACUCAUCUCUUCAUUUCUCCUGAUAAUCACCAAUCAACUCUCUCAUGUUACUCCUUCUUCCACAUAUUAGACCAAAGCCAGGCCAAAGAUAUCAGAUACUUCAGACAUGCUGAUCAAGAGGAUGUGAAGUUUGUAUUUCAUGGUGGAUCAUCAGAUAAUCAGCAAUUUACGUCGUCCACUCAACGUAAUAAGUCGGUUAUGGCGGAUCCAAAUAGCAGCGCGUGUGGCCACCUAGCAGAAGAGGAAAUAGAGGAACAAGAGAACAGAAGAGGAAAUUACGAGUAUGAAAAAUGGUUGUCUUCAAAUGUGAGGUUGACGAGAAAAAUGAUGAGCCCACCUAGCAAUAAUUUAGCCACAAACAAAGCAUUCGAUAUAAUUAGGGUUUGUGCAGAUUGUAACACAACCAGUACCCCACUCUGGAGGAGUGGUCCUAAUGGUCCUAAGUCACUUUGCAAUGCCUGUGGCAUUCGGCAGAGGAAGGCAAGAAGGGCAAUGGCAGAAGCUGCGAAUAGUUGCAUGGAUGCAAAGUCUAGAGUUCGUCAUCAGAAGGAAAAGAAGUGUCGUAGAAACCAUUUUGCAGGGUUCAAGAAUAAGUUCAAGACUGAUAGAGGAACAUUAUCUGAGGAGCAGAAAGUGAGGAUUCAUUUGAAAGAUUUUUCUGUAAGUUUAAGGGAUGAUUCAGCUUUGAAGCAAGAGUCUCCAAUGGAUGAAGUAGCUCAGGCAGCGAUGCUUCUUAUGGAUUUAUCUAGAGGCUUUCUUUACUAAUAAGCACAACUAUUUCUUCCUUGUAUUCAUUUUCCUCUAAUAUCCUAUAUAUUGACUAAUAUUAAC